AUGCGUUCAGUAAUUUUAUCACUUGUUAUUUUAUCCAUUGUUGCCUGUGUGGCCAUCGCACAAGAUGAGGCCAACCCACAGUUUGUAAAGGGCAAAUACUUUGACCGUGUUUUCAUCAUCAUCUUUGAGAACCACUCAUACAAGGAGGUCAUGGCCGAUCCCUACUUCAACAAGCUUGCCAGCAUGGGUCUGUCUCUGUCCAACAACUUUGCCAACUUCCACCCAAGUGAGCCAAACUACAUCGCCCUCACCUAUGGCUCCAACGACGGCAUCGUCAAUGACGGCAACUUCAACAUUCCAGGCAACUCAAUCGUUGACCUGCUCGAGGAGAAGGGUGUCUCCUGGAAGGCCUACAUGGAGUCCUACCCAGGCAAGUGCUUUGCUGGCACAUCGUCUGGAACCUACGUCCGCAAGCACAACCCAUUCAUCUCGUACGAGAACGUCUACAAGAACGCCUCUCUCUGCGCCAAGAUCGUUGACUCUACUGAACUCUCGGUCGACCAAGAGUCCAACUCUGUUCCACAGUACUCAUGGUACACCCCAGACAUGAACAACGAUGCUCACGACACCAGCAUUGCCUACGCCAGCAAGUGGCUCCAAGGAUUCUUCCCAACCGUCCACAACGACCCCAACCUGAACAACACUGCCUUCAUCCUCACAUGGGAUGAGGAUGAUGGAUCCGAGGGCAACCAGAUCUACACCGUCUUUGUCGGAAUGGGUGUCAAGCCAGGUUCCACCGACAACACCAAGUACGACCAUUACUCCCUUCUCCGCACCAUCGAGGACAACUUUGGACUUGGAACUCUGGGUCGUGACGAUGCCUCUGCCAAGCCAAUCGGUAGUUUGAUUGAGCAAUGA
This is a messenger RNA of Acytostelium subglobosum LB1, 858 nucleotides long. RefSeq lists its product as hypothetical. Gene Ontology annotation, biological process: phospholipid catabolic process. Bases 1 to 858 code for a protein of 285 amino acids. The record is from RefSeq and is a predicted model, not a curated record. Gene Ontology annotation, molecular function: hydrolase activity, acting on ester bonds. NCBI's taxonomy places the organism in Eukaryota, Evosea, Eumycetozoa, Acytosteliales, Acytosteliaceae. The transcript has a single exon.